Messenger RNA from Cyclopterus lumpus (lumpfish), 3603 nucleotides. RefSeq names its product complement component 7b (gene c7b). Gene Ontology annotation, cellular component: membrane attack complex. The coding region runs from base 84 to 2558 and encodes 824 amino acids. The transcript is spliced from 18 exons. NCBI's taxonomy places the organism in Eukaryota, Metazoa, Chordata, Actinopteri, Perciformes, Cyclopteridae. Gene Ontology annotation, molecular function: protein binding. The record is from RefSeq and is a predicted model, not a curated record. Gene Ontology annotation, biological process: immune response.
GUAGUCUCCUCCCCCUGCUGGUUAUAUGACCCUCAGUCUACCAGUGCUGGACCAGAUGCGAGGGCCAGUCUGAAGAGCACAUCAUGAAGUUGGAUUUGCCUUUGUCUUCUUUGGCAUUGUUGGUCAUCUUUCUGUCUUCAGUAUGCUGUCAGCGGCCUGUGAACUGCAGAUGGGGACCUUAUGGAGAAUGGUCCGAGUGUGAUGGCUGCUCCAGUACAAAGGUGCAGACUCGCCAUGUGGAGGUGUACGCCCAGUUUGGGGGUGUGCCGUGUUCAGGGGAAGCCACUCGAACACAUCCAUGCGUCCCACACAGAGGAUGUCCCCUGGCAACAAGCUGUGGAGACAGAUUCCGUUGUACCUCUGGUCAGUGUAUCAGCCAGUCUCUGGUGUGUAACGGAGACCACGACUGUGAGGACAGCCUGGAUGAGAGAAGCUGUGAUCAAGAUGGUAGCCAGUACUCAUGUGACCUUGACAAAACACCCCCCAGCUCUGACUUCACAGGCAGAGGGUACAACGUGUUGACAGGCAAACUGAGGGCAGGCGUGAUCAACACUCUCAGCUUCGGAGGGCAGUGCAGGAAGGUGUUCAGUGGUGACCAUAAAGUCUCUUACAGACUGCCACAGAACAUCCUCAGGUACAGCUUUGAGGUGGAAGUAGACAAUGAGGAGAGCGAUGAGUCCUACGACAGCUUCUGGUCCUACGAGCAGCACAUCCAGUCCAAUGCCUUGGUGGGACACGACCGCCGCACGUUCCACAAAGAGCUCCGUGACAAUAAGGCUUACAGAUUUAUAAUCAUGAAGAAUAUAGUGAAGCUGGCCCAGUUCCAAAACUCUGCCCCUCAGUAUUUGACGCUGGCUGAAGGCUUUUGGAAGGCCUUGUCCUUGCUGCCCAACACGUACGACUACUCUGCCUACCGCCGGCUGUUUGACACGUACGGCACACACUACCUCUCCGAGGGCUCACUUGGAGGCAAAUAUCAAGCCUUGUUGGAGUUGAACCGCCAGGCUCUCGAAUCGACCGAAACAACAAAUAUAGAUUACCAGAGGUGUUGGCGAAAGGUGAAACGUCGUUUUUUCCGGAAGAAAGUCAAGACCGUCUGUGAAAAACUGACAAAAGCUCUAUCAAACAACCACGGAAACAACGUGAACAAGACGUCCAUAAAGGUCAACGUGUUUGGAGGGGAUCCGACCUUUACAGGCGCUCUGAGUCUUCUGGAUCUGGAAAACCCAGAAGCUAACGGAGAGAUCUACGACAACUGGGCCUCCUCUGUCAAAGACUUCCCUGAAGUCAUAGACCAGAAGCUGCGUCCUCUGCAUGAGCUGGUGAAGGAGGUGCAGUGUGCGGGUUUGAAGAAGCUCCACCUGAAGAGAGCCACGGAGGAGUACCUGGCGACGGAGCAUCCCUGUCACUGCCGGCCCUGCCAUAGCAACGGCCAGCCUCUUCUAACGGGCUCAGAGUGCAGCUGCAUCUGCCGUCCAGGAACCUCUGGACCAGCCUGCGAAAUAGGAGCCGUGAUCGGAGAACAACCUGGGCUGAUCCAUGGCAGCUGGAGCUGCUGGUCCUCCUGGGGAUCCUGCUCUGGGGGUCAAAGGUCAAGGAUCAGAAGCUGCAACAACCCCGCCCCCAGUAGAGGUGGCCACCAGUGCUCCGGACUGCGGCUGGAGCGGAAGCCGUGUGAGGAUGCAGACAUCCACUUCUUACAGAUGAUGGAGCCUCAGUGCUUCAAUAUCUCUGUAACUCCACCGAUGACAUGUGGAGCGCCUCCAAACCUCAGGAACGGAUUCAUCCAGAAUCCCAAAGACUUUUACCUGGUUGGAAACACGGUGGAGUACUCCUGCAUACCAGACCAUUACCUCAGUGGAGACGCUGUGGCUCAAUGCACUGAAGACCAGAAGUGGAGGACAGGCCCGUUGGUUUGUAAAAAUUCCACAUGUGGGAUUACUUCACUCAACAGCCAAGUUAUAGCCACGCCCACGCAAGCAGCCUAUCAGAUUGGAGACAGAGUGUCCCUCUCCUGUCCUGUGGGGUCAGUGCUGGAUGCUGAGGUGUCAGAGAUCGUGUGCAGUCCCAGUCUGCAGUGGUCUCCUUCCCCGGCCAGCGCUCAUUGUAAAGCCGCACCCUCUGCUCCUUCUCCAUCUGGCCUGAAGUGUAAGUUGUGGGAGAACGUCGGAAGAACUGAGUGUGUGUGUAAAAUGCCAUCUCAGUGCCUGCCUUCUCUGCAGUUGUGUGCCAGACUGGGCUCAAGCCGAGCCCGUUUGCUUAGCGUUUGUCAGCUUGGUGCUCUGCAGUGUUUGGGGCGGAGCUUCGAGUUGGCCAGUGACUGUGAUUGGCCAGAGGAGACGCCCACGUCCUGCGCGAACUGCCAACCGGGGACAAUCUGUCAGAAAUCGAAGUGUGUUUGUCAAAACGCCUCAGAGUGCCCUCUUGACUCCGCCCCCCUGUGUGUGAACUCUGGCGUUGGCAGCGUUGCCAUGGCGAUGACCGAAUGUGAGGUGGGGGCCAGACGGUGUGCCGGGGAGAAGGUCAAUGUUUUCAGUAUUGAGGCUUGUCCACAAUGAAGAUGGCCGUUCAUUUAUUGUUACGGAGCGGUCUCACACUGCGUUCUUUCUUUCUUGUUAGUAAAAUCUAAUCUUUUUUUCUCACACUUGAAUGAUGUAAAGAUGUUCCUCUGCCAUCUUGUGUUGUCUUUUUAUAUUUGUCAUGGAGGAGUGAUGAUAGAAAAGCUAUUCAUUGGGCUCAAGCAUAGCCAAAUAGCACUGAAGGUCGGGGCUGGACCAUCAAGAGACGGAGUUAAACUCACUGGUGGAUGUGUGAAUGCACCAUAAGCACCACCACGCACCAUUCAGUACAUUCAGUUUGGCAACAAUGUAUGAAGUAUGAAGAAAGCAUAAGGACAGCACAUUUCUUGAAGCUUUUUGAAAUUGCAUUUGAAACAGCUUCAUUUUACGAAAACAAAAGAAAUCCGUGCAUUGAGGACUCAGACUCAAUGAAAUUACUUGAUAAGAGGCAUAUUUUGUAAGUGUUUAUUUAUAGUAUUUUGUUUCCUGCAUUGUCUUUGGCCUCCAUUCAAUGAUCGCCAAGUAUUGGGUGUUUUUGAUGCUAUUUAAUCAAAUGUUAGUCUUUCACAUUUUAGAAUACAUUAGAUUAGAUUAGAGAUACUAUAAUCAUCCCAGGGGGGAAUUUAUUUGUAGCAGCAGCAGGCAUGUUUAAAAUAUAUGCAAUUCAAUAAAAUAAAAUAGCAGGGCAUAUUACAUUUAGGAAUUUAAAUAAUAUAGGAAAUGAAAAUGAAAAAAAAUAAAAAUGAAAACUGUAUACAGUGUAUCUACGUGUAUAUAAAGUAUAUAAAGUGAAGCGGUGCAAGUGUUAUUGAUGUUGUUCAAUUUGAGGAGGAUCAGUGGUGAUAUAUUGUACAGUCUUAUUGCAGUGAGCAGGAAUGUUCUCCUGUACCUGUCCUUGUGACAGCAGAGCUGAAGCAGUCUGUUGGAGUCAUUUGUUUAUUUGAGUCAUUAUAAAAUAAAUUUUUCAUUUAAUUUAGUCUGGUUCUCUGUAUCUCUUUGUCACAUCAAUAAAGAAUUCCUAGUAUGACUAAGGGAUGGAGAUAGU